This is a messenger RNA of Candida dubliniensis CD36, 1260 nucleotides long. RefSeq names its product actin-related protein 3 (gene ARP3). Gene Ontology annotation, molecular function: actin filament binding. Lineage: Eukaryota; Fungi; Ascomycota; Pichiomycetes; Serinales; Debaryomycetaceae. Bases 1 to 1260 code for a protein of 419 amino acids. The transcript has a single exon. Gene Ontology annotation, cellular component: actin cortical patch; Arp2/3 protein complex. The record is from RefSeq and is a predicted model, not a curated record. Gene Ontology annotation, biological process: Arp2/3 complex-mediated actin nucleation.
AUGAGUAUGAACACACCUGCAGUUGUCAUGGACAACGGUACUGGCUUGACAAAAUUAGGAUUCGCCGGAAACGAUUCUCCUUCGUUUGUUUUCCCAACAGCAAUUGCAACCUCAUCUGCAUCAUCUAAAGCAGGAAAGGGGCCUCGCGGUUCGAGCUUGGCAUCAAAAAGAGGUUUAGAGGAUUUGGACUUUUAUAUUGGUGACGAGGCAUUAGAAGCAGCAAGUGGCUCCCAAUAUGGCUUGCAUUAUCCAAUCAAACAUGGACAAAUUGAAGAUUGGGACCAAAUGGAACGGUUUUGGGAAAGCUCUAUUUUCAAGUAUUUGAGAUGUGAACCAGAAGAUCAUUAUUUUUUGUUAACUGAACCUCCUUUGAACCCUCCUGAAAAUCGUGAAAGCACUGCCGAAAUUAUGUUUGAGUCUUUCAAUUGUGCUGGGUUAUACAUUGCCGUGCAAGCAGUUUUAGCAUUGGCUGCUUCGUGGACUUCACCAAAGGUUCAAGAUAGAUCUUUAAGUGGUACCGUUAUCGAUUCUGGUGAUGGGGUGACCCACGUUAUCCCUGUUGCCGAAGGGUAUGUGAUUGGUGCCGCCAUUAAGAACAUUCCACUCGCAGGUAGAGAUAUCACUUUGUUCAUCCAACAAUUGCUAAGAGAUCGUGGUGAACCUGACACAAGUUUGCAAACUGCAGAAAAGAUAAAACAAGAGUUUUGUUAUGUCUGUCCGGAUAUUGUUCAAGAGUUUAGCAGAUUCGAUCAGUAUCCACAGGAAAAAUUUGCUCAAUACAUAGUUGAGUACACAGAUAAGAACAAGAGAAAUACCGUUGAUGUUGGAUAUGAAAGAUUUUUGGCCCCAGAGAUAUUUUUUAACCCGGAAAUCUGUUCGUCUGAUUUCUUGACUCCAUUACCUACCGUUGUCGACCAAGUGAUUCAAGCAUCACCAAUAGAUGUUCGUAAAAAGUUGUACAAGAAUAUUGUCUUGUCUGGAGGAUCAACUAUGUUCAAGGAUUUUGGUAAGAGAUUACAGAGAGAUUUGAAGAGCAUAGUCUCUGAGAGAAUCCAACUUAGUGAAAGGUUAAGUGGGCUGCAAAGUACUGGUGUUGAUGUUCAAGUUAUCUCUCACAAAAAACAAAGAAACGCAGUUUGGUUUGGUGGGUCUCUUUUAGCACAAACAUCGGAAUUUAAGAGUUAUUGCUACACGAAAAGUGACUACGACGAAUACGGACCAAGUAUUGUUAGAAACUUUUCUUUAUUUUCAGUACCUUAA